Monoraphidium neglectum is the source of this 331-nucleotide messenger RNA. RefSeq lists its product as hypothetical. The annotation marks the transcript as partial. Lineage: Eukaryota; Viridiplantae; Chlorophyta; Chlorophyceae; Sphaeropleales; Selenastraceae. The transcript has a single exon. The record is from RefSeq and is a predicted model, not a curated record.
AUGGCCAGCCCGCCGAGCGCGCGCGCCCCGCCGAAUGCAACCGCGGCGCCCGCGCCCGCGCCCGCGCCCGCGCCGCCGGGCGCCGACGCCGCGGCGGAGCAGCGCGCUGCGCAGCUAGCGGCGGAGCGCGAGCGUGCGCAGGCGGAGAUGUCCCAGGCGUUCCAUGAGACGAUGCGCGCGACGCGCCCCAAGGGCAUAAAGCAGGGCCUCAGCACCGGCGCGGCCGCCUUUGCCAGUGGCAUCGCGGCGGGCAUCGCGGGGCUGGUGGUGGCGCCGGUGGCGGGCGCGCGGCAGGAGGGCGCGGCCGGGUUUGCCAAGGGCCUGGCGACAG